Cuscuta campestris is the source of this 1583-nucleotide messenger RNA. NCBI's taxonomy places the organism in Eukaryota, Viridiplantae, Streptophyta, Magnoliopsida, Solanales, Convolvulaceae. The record is from the annotation of a GenBank genome assembly.
AUCAGAAGUUUCAGUUGGUGAUGUGUAAGCUUGAAUUGAACCAGAAUAUAUUGUCUUCUAUAUUCUGGUUCAAUUUUGAUAACUUUUUCAUGUCUUUUAUAGUGAUCAUUUUGAGUCGUACAAUGUUCUAUGUAUUCAUUACUCAGUUAAAGUCUCUGUUUGUUCCCGCCAAAGUUGCAGCGCAUCACAUUCCUAUAAAAAUUGAAGAACAUAGAGUUCAGGAGGCUCAAAGUGAAGUAGGAGGCUCGUUCCCACAACUGAGGAUUGUGGACCCACCAGACCUCACUAACAAAAGGGCGGAUAUCAGGGAAGAUAAAUUGGAUAUAUCAUCUUGUCUAGAAGUGGACCAGCACAAAAUUGGUGGCAGCGGCCCAUGUAAACCUGCUCAUGUGGAAAUCUCGAAAUCUGAAUCUAUUUGGGGUGGAGUUAAAGUCAUAGAGUUGGAGAAAGAAGCAGAUUAUUUUGAGGCAAAUGAAUCAGAUUCCAACUCGAAACUAGAGAAGAACUCUACCACUAAUCAAGUGAUAAACCAUAUUGAACACAUCAAGGGAGAUAGAGUGGGACAUGUGAGAGAUGAUGAAAUGGCUGAGAGUGCACAGCAUGAAGCGAUUCCUCACAGGAAAAGAAAGCGUACCAUAAUGAAUGCUAAACAAUUAAGUAUUAUAGAGAGUGCCCUCAUGUUGGAACCUGGGUUGCAGCGAAAUAAAGGUUCUUUAGAUUUCUGGGCUAAUGAAUUAUGUGUCCAUGGUCCUGAGGUUUCAAGAGCCCAGCUUAAAAAUUGGCUGAAUAACCGAAGAGCAAAGCUUGCUCGUGCUGUUAAGGAUGGAUGUAUGUCAUCUGAAGGAGACAAUCCUCCUGAGAAACAGGGCGGCACUGUAUUAAUCUAUCCAUUAGAUUCAGCUGGCGACCCUGCUGAUGAUAUCACCUCAAGAGAUACUGUUGCUAAUGGGAACUCAAGAACUGUGACUGGAUCCAGUCAAUCCACCAAGUGCCAGCCAGGCCAGUACGUCAUGCUCUUAAAUGACAAAAAUGAAGAGAUUGGAAAAGCAAAGGUUUUUCAGGUUAGUGGCAAAUGGCAUGGGAAGGAUGUGGAUGAGCUAGGCACAUGUGUUGUGGACAUUGUUGAUCUGAAAGUUGAUAGGUUAUCUUGGCUUCCAUACCCUUCUGAAGCCACAGGUACCUCGUUUGAACAAGCCGAAAGAAAAUUCGGGUUCAUGAGAGUCAUGUGGGAUUCAACCAAUCUAUUUGGGUUUCCUCGGUGAAACAACGCACCCUUUUUUAUGGGAAGGGCACACUAAUUUUGGGAAAAAAAUGAGCGGUUCGAGCAAGGAAUGCCGACUCGGAGACUCUUGGUGGGUGGGUGCUUGAUGCAGAAACAGAGUGAAGGAAUGAAUACCAACUGGUAAGGUUUUCUGUUUUCAAAUGUUUCAUCUCAUCAAUAUGACCAAACACUUGAGACUGGACAAGACAAUGAAGUGUUGUUUUGUUGCAUGUUUAUAUAUGCUCCAAAUGUAUGCUACUUGUAAAUUACAUCUAAUCUAUGUUUGAUUCUAUUUUUUUUAUAUUAAAGACCUGUUUGAGAA